CGUACGUUCCUUUCUAUUUGAAAAGUCAAUUGAGAAGAACCCUUUGCCUUCGUUAAAAUAUGUCCCAGCAAUGUCAUGCACCGAAAAACUCGUUUUCAGCUCUUUUUCCAUUAACUCUUUAAUCAACGCUGGUUCGAGGACGUAUAACUGUUCUGCGUAUCAACCGACCACCUUUCCCCAGGAUAGUAGAAUUCCACACUUUUGGAAAUCAGUGUCAGCUCAAUCGAAGUCAGAAGAAAUGAGCCAUCACUCUCAGCAACACAGUAUGGGUUUGCCUCAGCAUCAAUUUCACUCGGGGAUGGUGAAUUGGACCGAACCUUCCAGACCCGGUCGCACGAACCAUGUUACUGACUACAACUACUUGGCGUCUAACGUAAAAGAGGACUCCGCUUAUUUCUUUUUUGACACGGAAAAGCAUUCAAAGCCAUUACCCGAUGUUUCCGCAUUUACCAGGUUGAUGUCAGAGAUGGGUUCUAUGAGCAGCGCUGCAGGACCUAUCCAAGGGCAUUUCUGUCCAGAUCUGCCCUAUGCAUCGAUUAAAGGCGUCGAAUGCUCCAGUCGAGAGUUACCCACUGUCGAACAUCCAGUCUCGUCACAUUCAGGCAGCUGUCAACUAUUUAAUCUAAACUAUCCACAAGGUGGCUCGGAAUCAAGUAGAAAAGGCACAGAUGAUUUUAUUUCUUGUACCUCUGUCUCCCUCCCUCCUAAGGCCAAUAACAGCACAAAAAGGGACAAAGCAGCUGCAAUGCAAGACACUUCCUCAGUAGAUUUCCCAGAUGAUGACACAACAUCAACUCAAGACACGCAAGAAAACACACAUGGAGAAAAUGCUCCUGGAAACUGGCUGACAGCAAAGGCCGGAAGGAAAAAAAGAAGCCCUUACACGAAACACCAGACUUUGGAACUGGAGAAGGAAUUCCUGUUUAAUAUGUACCUGACUAGAGAGCGCCGCCUAGAGAUCAGCCGCAGUGUGAACCUCUCGGACAGACAGGUCAAAAUUUGGUUCCAGAAUCGGAGGAUGAAACUGAAAAAAAUGACCCGGGAGCAAAGAAUCAGGGAUGUACAAACACAUUUCCCCGUGUGAUAUGAAAGGGGAUUAAAAUGAUGUACUUAAAAUCAGAGAGCUGACAAGUAAAGCAAAAAAUUUCCAUAAAACGAAUCUUGCUGCUCUUGUGGAAUUACAGCAAAAAACAAUAAUAAUAAUAAUGUAUAAGGAUAAAUGGAUAUAGUCUGGUUAUUACCAGGUCUCAUUUUGUUCUGCAUAUGAUCUGAUUCAUAUUCCAAUUUUAGUACGUCUCUUUUAACGGUUUCCUCAUUUAGAAAAGUGCCAUGUUGCCUUUCCACUCCCAUUUUCGAAAAGGUAUAUUGAAUUCUGCACACAGAGGAUGCAAUUAAAAGGGCGAUUCUUGAAAACGUGAGUUACCUGUCUUAAAUGUGACUUAUUCUACAGUUGAUUGAAUCAUAUGGUUACGGCAAAAACAUUCCUUAAACGUGCAAAACCCUGCUUGUAUUCAUUGUGGAGAAAACUGAAAAUGCCUUGGGUCGAGAUCACGUGUCUUAAGACCCCUUGUUUAGCGUGGCCAUUUUUUUUCCUAUUGUAAGACUGGAAUAUCAUGCUUGUGGGAGUUUUCAUACGGUUCACUUUUUAUCAUAAAUGAGUGGAAACUAAGAAUUCAAUUACUUUAAAACAUCGUAUGUACAGAUUAAUCGUUUUAUGUCUAUCUUUGUUUGAGCUCUAAGCAUGACUCCGUUUAUUAGUUUGGAUGAUCGAGUGAAUCCAUUCGUGUCCGUUAUUACCUGAUUCGAUAUAGUGGAUUAUCAUUAGUAGUAGUAGUCGUAGUAGUACUAGUAAUAUGUAAUUUGCGUUUAAGAUGAAAUUUAUAGCCAGUUAGUUGUUAUUAAAACACGAAAAAAGAUUAGAAAAGAAUGAAACCCUCUACUAUGUGCUUAAUUUAGUGAAAGGCUCAUUAGGUAUAUUGACAGGUUAAAGCACAA
This is a messenger RNA of Polypterus senegalus (gray bichir), 1995 nucleotides long. It is a transcript of the gene hoxb10a, whose product is annotated as homeobox B10a. Gene Ontology annotation, biological process: regulation of transcription by RNA polymerase II. NCBI's taxonomy places the organism in Eukaryota, Metazoa, Chordata, Cladistia, Polypteriformes, Polypteridae. Gene Ontology annotation, molecular function: RNA polymerase II cis-regulatory region sequence-specific DNA binding; DNA-binding transcription factor activity, RNA polymerase II-specific. The transcript has 2 exons. Gene Ontology annotation, cellular component: nucleus. The record is from RefSeq and is a predicted model, not a curated record. The coding region runs from base 71 to 1084 and encodes 337 amino acids.